AUGGCUGCUCAGAAUGACCUCUGCGAUGUCAUUGUGAUCGGGGCGGGCAUCCAGGGCUGCUUCACUGCAUACCACCUGGCCAAACACGGGAAGAGAGUUCUCCUGCUGGAGCAGUUCUUUCUACCACACUCCCGAGGAAGCUCCCACGGGCAGAGCCGGAUAAUCCGGAGGGCAUACCCUGAAGACUUUUACACCCGGAUGAUGGACGAGUGCUACCAGAUGUGGGCCCAGCUGGAGCACGAAGCUGGGACCCAACUCCACAGGCAGAAUGGACUGCUACUGCUGGGAGUGAAGGAGAAUCAAGAAUUAAAGACAAUCCAGGCCACCUUGUCUAGGCUGGGGGUGAAACACCAGUGUCUCUCACCUGAAGAGCUGAAGCAGCGUCUCCCCAGCAUUCGGUUGACCAAGGGAGAAAUGGGGCUCUUGGAGGAGUCUGGAGGAGUGCUCUAUGCGGCCAAGGCCCUCCGGGUCCUUCAGGACACAAUUCGACAGCUGGGAGGCAGAGUGUGUGAUGGCGAGAAGGUGAUGGAGAUAAAACCAGGGCUGCCGGUCAUAGUGAAAACCACCUGCAAGAGUUACCAAGCCAACAGCGUGGUCAUCACAGCAGGUCCUUGGACCAACAGGCUCCUCCGUCCCCUGGGACUUGAGCUGCCUCUGCAGGCCCUGCGGAUCAACGUGUGCUACUGGCGCGAGAAGGUUCCCGGACGCUACGGUGCGUCCCAGGCCUUCCCCUGCUUCCUGGGCCUGGACCUCAGGCUGGCUCCGCACCACAUCUAUGGGCUGCCCUCUGACGAGUACCCCGGGCUGAUGAAGGUCUGCUAUCACCACGGCAACAACGCAGAUCCAGAGGAGCGGGACUGCCCCGCAGCCUUCGCUGACAUUCAGGACGUGCAGAUCCUGAGCCGCUUUGUCAGAGAUCACUUACCGGACCUGGAGCCCGAGCCUGCCAUUGUGGAGCGUUGCAUGUACACGAACACCCCCGAUAAACACUUCAUUCUUGACCGACACCCCAAGUAUGACAACGUUAUCAUUGGUGCUGGAUUCUCGGGGCAUGGAUUCAAGCUGGCCCCUGUGGUGGGCAAGAUCCUGUACGAAUUAAGCAUGAAGCUGACACCAUCCUAUGACUUGUCCCCUUUUCGAAUCAGCCGCUUCCCUGGCCUGGGCAAGGCUCACCUUUGA
Messenger RNA from Pipistrellus nathusii (Nathusius's pipistrelle), 1179 nucleotides. The record is from the annotation of a GenBank genome assembly. NCBI's taxonomy places the organism in Eukaryota, Metazoa, Chordata, Mammalia, Chiroptera, Vespertilionidae.